CUUUGGGCUUCAACGCGGGUUUCAGCAAAGCACCAUCAGCUGCUGCCGCGCUGCUCUGUGUGCUGCCGCCGACUGCUGCUGCUGCAGAAAGACGUCAGGCGCUGCGCUCUCUGUCGCAGCACAUGUGCAGGCUGCGAUCCUCUUUGGUUGGCCGCCGUUCCGAACAGACGUAUCAAACCAUGGGCGAGGUUUAAUUUCGACGCAGAUAUUGCAGCGUCGACGAGCAAAUCUGUGGCAAACACAUCCGUUGCCUUGCCCCUUCUGUCUGUCUUUGCGCAGCGCUGCAUUUCCCCCAGACCUGUCUGUUUGUGCGUUGCGCUGUUUCCGGAGCCUGAAAUUGCGAGAUUACGUCGGGCCGCGUUCGAUUUCUCCCCUUCGCUUUUUAGUCCCGCGCUGCGCACACAGUCACACACAAAACCCAUCAACUUCCCUUCCUCCUCUUUUUUCCCUCCCCUCUCCCCAUCCCAGGACGCAAGCUCCAAGCGUACUCUUCUAAACACACUCGCAAACCAGAAACACGCCGCUUUCUCUGCAAGCCUCACAAACCCGCACAACCAGCCCAGUGGACGCUGUCAUGGCACCAAAUAAGUGGGACGACGAGUCCGAAGAGGACAGCACGCCGCCGACAUCUCCCCCUCCAGUCGCGCGCAGAAAGUUCGACGAUGAAGAAUCGGAAGAGGAGGUUCUAGACGACUGGGAAGCUGCCGAGGAUUCAGAGGUAGAGCGAGAGAAAGCUCGGAAGGCUGAAGAGGCCAAGGCCAAAGCUGCUGCGGAGGCCAAAGCAAAUCACAAGACCAAAUCGCAGCGCAUAGCCGAACGUCAAGCCGAGAAUGCACGGCGGCGCGCUGCAGAGCUUGAAGAAGACAGCGAGGAAGAGGAGACGGAGGCAGAGCGACGAGCGCGACUGCGGCGCACCGAGAAGGACUCAGACUUGCGGCACGCCGAGGAUCUCUUUGGCGACCUGCAAGUUACGAACAACCGCCGGACUGCCAAACCCAUCACAGCCACGGACCCCAAUGACACCAGCAACGUCGUCGAUCUGUCUAGCCUACCCAUAUUCAACCCGAACACCAAGGAUCAGUUCGUCAAGCUGCGCGAAACGCUAACCCCUCUGCUGGCGGCCAACAGCAAGAAGCCACACUACACUCUGUUCAUGCAGGAGUUUACCAAGGCCAUCUGCAAAGAGUUGCCUAGCGACCAGAUCAAGAAGAUUGCCAGCGGCCUGACCACGCUAUCGAACGAGAAGAUGAAGGAAGAGAAGGCGGCAGAGAAGGGUAGCAAGAAGACGAAGGCCCAGAAGAACAAGACGACGCUGACGGCAGAUCGGGGCAUCAGUCAGAAGAGCUAUGCAGAUACGCAUAUUUAUGACGGCGAUGACGGCUUGGAUGAUGACGAUUUCAUGUGAGCGCGCCUCUCCAACAGUCUACGCCGAAAAUCGACUGCCGCCUUCCGAUCGAUUUGAUCAAGACUUUAACGCAUGUAGGAGAGUUGGGGGGAGGGGGGGAGAUCUUUCAUUUCUCGGGAUACCUCAGAUUGUUUUGUAUGGGCUUUGCCUGUUCGUACGGUUGCAUGGGUGCCGAUACGUAUUUAUAUGACAACGGAAAAGCGUGUGAGUGUGAGUGAGUGAUUCAGCAGUCACCAUCGGCAAACGGUGUACCGGAGUGCAUAAGCAUUUUGUAAUAUGUGUAGUGGCAAUGAGCAUGAUAGAGGGGGUGUAUCGGCGUCCAAGCAGUGUUCACGCAAAAAUGGCAAAAAUUGGUCAUGUAUGGAUUUCAAAUUCAACAUUGGGUGACGGGACAGGAUAUAUUUUUUUGAUUGCUUUUUUUCCCAAUUCAGCUGUGCUUCGUGCACGUUGCACAUACAAGAUGCACAGCAGCUAGUAGUCUUAGUAAGGAUAGAAUGGUAACUUAUGUUAACAGCCCAA
Messenger RNA from Verruconis gallopava, 1924 nucleotides. RefSeq lists its product as uncharacterized. Gene Ontology annotation, molecular function: translation initiation factor activity. The transcript has 4 exons. Bases 575 to 1405 code for a protein of 276 amino acids. The record is from RefSeq and is a predicted model, not a curated record. NCBI's taxonomy places the organism in Eukaryota, Fungi, Ascomycota, Dothideomycetes, Venturiales, Sympoventuriaceae. Gene Ontology annotation, cellular component: eukaryotic translation initiation factor 3 complex; cytoplasm.